AUGCGACACGAAAGACGGACGGAAUAUGUCCAUGAGGUCGACCAGGAGCACUCAUUGCAAAAUUCCACCGAUGCGAACAUACCGGGACCAGUGACAAUGGAAGCGCUGCGCAAUAUGUCACACAAACUAUCGUCAAAAGAACCCGAACUUCUACAAGUACCAGUCAGACACAGUCUGCCCUUAAAACCAUCCUCCGACGAUUAUGACUCCGACUUUUCAGACACCUAUGACGCGGACGAUCCUGAUGAUUUGGAAGAAGAAGAAAAGGCAUUGGUCACCGCAUACCUACAUGACCCUCCAGCUCUGCAUAUCCGACGGACGUUGGACCAGUACUACUACCAUAUGCUUGACAACACGAAAGAGCGCGACAUGGACCAGGUAGUGUCUCGAUGGGCAAAACACACGAAAGCCGAGGCUCGGCACAAUAUUCUUAUGGUGGAUCAACUCUGGCUUUGGUCCACUCAUCAGAAAUUGUCUCCAAACAAAGCUCAAGACAAAUCAUCUGAAACUCGGACGAACCGUGAGCAGAUGGAUAUGAACAACGGGAAUAAACGGGAUGAAGAACCCCAAGACCACUAUGUCAUAUCUUGCUUCCCAAGCAGAACAGGAACCGGCCAGCAUGCGCACCGCGUCAUGGACGAUCUUAGACUACUAGUCUUAGAUCCGACGCACCGAAAACGAUAUCCUAUCCGUAAGCCGGAAGAUCUCACUUCACGCAUCUUGGAGACCUGCUGCAGCGUUUUUGAUAGGCUGCUGGAUGCGGAGCCGCUUCGCUUUUUCCAGAUGUUCGAAGAGAGUGUUGGAACGAUAGACGACAAGGAGAGCCGGCUCUUUCGAUCCUUUCAACGCGGAUCUACACAUCUUAUGCAGCUCAAAGGAACCAACAAGUACUACGAAGAAAGAAAGAAUAAACUUCUCGUCGAUCUCCUCGACAUCCGCGAGGAAGUGAAGCUCUUGGUUGAGAUAAAAGACAUCCUCGAUGAGAUCAACAUCAUUCUCUCAGUACUAGACAUACAACGGACGGUCAUCCAGCAGCGACGGAAGGCGGAAGGGUUCACCUUCUUGGGUUCUUCAGCUGCAGAGGAUCUCAUCAAAGCCGACAUAGAUGACUUCAAGAAGCUUGAAGGCCACAGCCGCACGAUACAAGAGAAGAUCAAUACUUUGAUGGAUCUCAAACAGAAGGCUGCGAAUGCCUGGGAAGCACGAGAAGCUCGUGAAACCACAGUUGCAGCGAGUAAACAAGGAAAUGUAGGAAAUCCCUAUGUUGUCUCGUUCUACCCAGCUUACAAUGUACAGACGAUCUUGGUGUUCACGAUUGUGACCAUAGUGUUUCUUCCUUUGUCCUUCAUGUCUUCCUUUUUUGCGAUCGGCAUUGCCGCUUUCCCCAAAGACAAUAUCACUGGAGAGACCAACUGGCCGCUUGGUAUUGUUACUGGCCUAGUAUUCGGCAUAUCUCUCAGCGUUUCCAUUCCCCUCAUCGUUCUCGCACUGAACAUGGAGCACUGCGCAGCGACUUAUCGAGAACUACGCGACAACUACUUCGCGCGCAUUGGCAUGUAUCUUAUCGCGCUAGCGGUGCCCGUAAUACCAGAGAGAUUGGCCAACAUAUUGGGGGAAGAAUGGAAUGCAAAGCUGCAAAAACGCUAUGAGGCGUAUACAGAGGAUGGGUCACGAGACAUCAUGUCUAGCUCCACGUUGAUGGUUCACAAAGAGCGAGAGGAGACAUCGAUAAAUUAA
Messenger RNA from Alternaria arbusti, 1737 nucleotides. RefSeq lists its product as uncharacterized. Lineage: Eukaryota; Fungi; Ascomycota; Dothideomycetes; Pleosporales; Pleosporaceae. The transcript is spliced from 5 exons. The record is from RefSeq and is a predicted model, not a curated record. Bases 1 to 1737 code for a protein of 578 amino acids.